Ambispora leptoticha is the source of this 1308-nucleotide messenger RNA. The record is from the annotation of a GenBank genome assembly. Lineage: Eukaryota; Fungi; Glomeromycota; Glomeromycetes; Archaeosporales; Ambisporaceae.
AUGGCAAUGAAUAACAGUGCCCAAGAGGAACAAAGCGAGGAAGCAAAACAGGAAAGCGCAGCUAUUGAAGAAAGAUUAAUUAAUGAAGAAUAUAAAAUAUGGAAAAAGAAUUCGCCUUUUCUAUAUGACUUGGUAAUCACUCAUGCCCUAGAAUGGCCUUCAUUAACUAUUCAAUGGUUUCGUGAUGUUGAUAAGCCUGAAGGGAAAGAUUACAUGAUACAACGACUGCUAAUUGGAACUCAUACAUCUGGCGACGAGCAAAAUUAUCUGGAGAUAGCACAUGUUCAACUUCCAAAGGAUGACGCUAAUGCCGAUCCAAGGAAAUAUGAUGAUGAUAAAGGAGAAAUUGGAGGCUAUGGAGGAAAUGCAGAAAGCCGAGUUUUCGUUGUUCAAAGGAUUAAUCAUGAUGGAGAAGUUAAUCGUGCUCGAUACAUGCCUCAAAAUCAAGAUGUUAUCGCUACUAAAACAGUGAGUGGUGAUGUUUACAUUUUCGAUCGAACUAAACAUCCGUUAAAGCCCGCCGCAAAUAGCAUUUGUUCUCCUGAACUCAGGCUAAAAGGACAUACAAAGGAAGGAUAUGGUUUAGCAUGGAGCCCCUUUAAGGAUGGUCAUUUGCUAGAUGCGUCAGAGGAUAUGACUAUUUGUCAUUGGGAUAUAACGGGGUAUACCAAAGAUACACGCACGCUUGAUCCAUUUCGCAUCUAUCAAGGUCACGAAGCUAUUGUUGAAGACGUUGCUUGGCAUUGUCUAAAUCCAAAUACUUUCGGAUCAGUUGGUGAUGAUCAAAAACUCCUUAUUUGGGAUAUACGUACCGAAAGUACUGAAAAACCUGUACACACUGUUAAUGCACAUACGAGUGAAAUUAAUAGUCUUGCAUUUAAUCCAAAAAGUGAAUUUGUAUUAGCCACCGGUGCAGGAGAUAAGACUGUGAAUCUCUGGGAUCUUCGAAACCUUAAAAUAAAAUUACACGCUUUAGAAAAUCAUCAAGGUGAAGUAAUCCAAGUCGCAUGGUCACCUUUUGAGGAGACUAUAUUAGCAUCCGCAGCAGGCGAUCGUAGAAUUAUGGUAUGGGAUUUGAGUCGAAUUGGCUCUGAACAAACAGCUGAAGAUGCCGAGGAUGGACCGCCUGAACUACUGUUUGUACACGGUGGACACACAAAUAAGAUUUCGGAAUUCGGUUGGAAUCCUCAUACACCUUGGGUGAUUGCAAGUGCCGCGGAAGAUAAUAUAAUUCAAGUGUGGCAACCUGCGCGAAAUAUUUAUGUUAUUGAUGAAUCAGAUAUACCACCAGAAGAGUUAGAAAACUGA